AAGACGACAUCGCCAUCUUUGUGUCACAUGUUCAUUUUCUCUCUCACAUGACCAUUUGUUUGGCCCCGUGAUCACUGCACACGUGAUAUGGACAUGCUAGAGUCAACUCUAGACGCUGGGUCACAGGAUAAAUCGAGUGAUUCGGGAGAGCAAGAUGAACAGAUUACCUUGCAUGCAGAAGGUAACGUCUAUUACGAUGGUGAGCAAACAGCCACCAUCAAUGCUGGAGGAAUAACAAUUGAUCCAUCUACUGUCCAGUACCAGUUACGACCGGAUGGAAGUGGAGCUCAGAUAACUUACCGGGUUGUACAGGUGUCAGCUGAUGGGACUGGAGAAGUUGUAUCAACUUUUCCAUCUGGUACACAAGGAUUGCAGGCUGUGAUACAGAGUCCGUUUAGCAAUGGAAGCUCGGAGGCUCAGGCAAUUGGUGACGGAGCAAAGCUCGCAUACUUCCCGACAUCUGGCGCUGGCGAUAGUCUGUCUGCACAGGAUCAAGCGCUUGCUACGGCUGGUAGCGGAGGCCAGUUUUACGUGAUGAUGUCACCGCAGGAUGUGCAGGGCGUGCAGAGGACGAUCGCUCCACGAACAACAUACGGCGUCGCUAAAACGGAGGGCUCGACGCGGCAGGGAGGCAGGGACGAACGCAGGCGACACACUCACAAUGAAGUCGAACGACGACGACGAGAUAAAAUCAACAACUGGGUCCUAGCGCUGUCCAAGAUUGUUCCUGACUGUGAGCAGGACCACAGUAAGCAGGGACAGGUAGGUAAUAGCAAAGGAGGCAUUCUUGCAAAGACGUUGAUUACAUCGAAAGAGUUAAGAGCCAACUAAUGCUGCGGAUGCGGAGAAGGACUGAAGGAAACAGAGCGCUUGCAGGUUGAUCUCGAGCUAAUGAGGACACAGUAUGAAGAGUUAAAGAAUGAGAAUGCAGUGUUGAGGGCCCAGCUGCAGCAACACUGCAUCCUUCCUGCAUCCGAUAUCACUGGUACUACAUGAGCUGGUGUGGGCUCAUGACUGUUGCAAUGUAAACUGGUCUGGGCCUUAGUUGCUACUAUGUAAGCUGGCUUGAGCCCAUAACAGUUACUGUGUAAACUGGUCUGGGCCCAUCACUGUUACUGCCUGUGGUAUUGUGGGAAAAGCUGGUCUAAGCCCAUCACUGAGACUAGUCUGGGACCAUCAGACACUGACCAAGUCGGUAGAAACAGGACAUUUUUAGAGGUUGCGUCUCCAAGCAGUUAAGUGAAAUGGAGAUGUUGAAUAAAGGCUCAACUUCUAGACAGCUUAUUGAUUUAGUCAGGUUUUAGUGUAUGUUGCUUUUGCAUAAAGGUUUUCGCAAUGACAAAUGUGCAUCGUACAUAGUGGAACCAAAAAAUGUUGAAAAUAUUCUUUAUAAAUCCUUUAUUGGAGCGUUCAACUGAGCAUCUGGUAUGAAUCUAAUGAUAGUUUUAUGAGCAUGAGCAGUUUUCACAAUUUUCUAUAAAGUGGCAGCACAUGACAACAGCAAACGUCAAACUCGGCUCCAAUAUACAUCAAUAGUAAGGAGUGGGAUUUGAACCCAAAAUAUGCUACUAUAAUAGUAUGUACAGUAUCGUCCUACAUAUGUAUAUUGAUGUGUAUAUAAUGAUGUCUUAUAAACUGUUCUGAAUAA
Messenger RNA from Priapulus caudatus, 1648 nucleotides. RefSeq names its product upstream stimulatory factor-like. The transcript has 9 exons. Gene Ontology annotation, molecular function: protein dimerization activity; DNA-binding transcription factor activity, RNA polymerase II-specific; RNA polymerase II cis-regulatory region sequence-specific DNA binding. The coding region runs from base 88 to 831 and encodes 247 amino acids. Lineage: Eukaryota; Metazoa; Priapulida; Priapulimorpha; Priapulimorphida; Priapulidae. The record is from RefSeq and is a predicted model, not a curated record. Gene Ontology annotation, biological process: regulation of transcription by RNA polymerase II.